CGCUUACUGACAUAUGUCUUUUUAGUUGUGGUUACAAUUGCACAGCAGUCCAGUUUGCAUCUUGCCUGCCUAGCAUGCUCUCUGCUUGCACCCCACGUGAUAAUUGCAGCAGGAUCGAAUCAUUGUGACAGAGUUUCAUUGUCGCCCAGUUGCAUUAGAAUGAAAAUGGUCGCUUCGCGAUUGUGUCUUGGCCGGAAGCCACGCACCUGCGAUUUAAUGGCCAGCCUGGCUGAUUUCUUGUUGGAUGUUGUUCAUCGGCCGUACUUGUCUCCCUCCUUCCCCGUCUAGUUUUGUCUCAAGGUACUCGGGCUGAAGCUAUUUUGGUCCAUGUAAUUUCGCUCAGGAUUAUCAGGGGUCGAUUGGACGGUUGGUGGCACCGCCUCCGUUGCAACUGCUUGCGGAUUAGCGCGAGGGCCAGAGGCGCUUCCGCUGAGCACGGAGAGUCUUGACAAGGCUCAGACGGAGGUAGCCAGAGGUGGUUUGCUGAUCCCACUCCGCGCUGCCGCGAUGGCUCCUGCGCCGCGAGCCGGUUCUUCGCGCUCGGAGGCGUUGUGGAACAUGCUGUGCUUCACUGUUGGGGCGGGUAUGCUGGCGUUGCCCCAUGCGUUGUUGUUCGCGGGGAGCUGGUUCUGGAUACCUCUCCUGGGUGCGGGGGCCCUCAGCUUCUACAUGGCUAGGUUGCUGCACCGAGUGCAGCUCCACUUCUGGCGGUUGGGCAAGGAGGUCCGCACUUACGAGUCAUUAUGCGAGGCUUGUGGUAUGUCGAGGGACAAGUCUUGGUUGUGGUGGUGCACUGGGUGGAUGCUGGCCGUCAACCAGACGGGCAUCGCUCUGCUCUAUGUGCUCACGAUUUGCAAGAAUCUGGACCUGUUGCUCUUGCGCGAGGGCUCCACCGGCCAGGCGGAGGCUCCGAGCUGGCAGUGGUAUCCGUUGGUGGGCCUGUGCGCGGCCUUCCUUAUUUCCCUGGGCCCCGACCUGGCGCACGUCAGCGGGUCCUCGCUGGUCGGUUUUCUGUCAGUGCUCUUGGUGGGCGUGCUGAUCGUGGUUGCUCCAGCUCCAGGCGGGCCGUCGCAAGGCGGGCGCGUCCAGCAUCCUGAGUUCCGGACCUCGCAUUGCUUGACUGGAAUCUCCACGUCCAUUCUGGCGUACGGGGGCCAUCCGGUAUUCCCCAGCGUGCAAGGCAACAUGCUCGAUCCAUCGGGCUUCUCUGGCGUGCUCGAGACAGGUUUCCUGCUGAUGGUGGCGGGCUUUUGGACGGUAGUCGCGACGAGCUGGCGGGUGCGUGGCUACCUCGUGGAGGCGUACAUACUGGACAGCCUCGAUGCAUCAUUGCUACGCACGGCAGCCGUAUGUGGACUGACUCUGCAUUUCGUAGCGGCGUUGCCAGUGGUGCUCCUUCCAGCGGCCAAAUUUAUCGAGGACUCGACGCUCGCUGGCGCACACUCAAGGUCGUUGCGAGUUGCGCUGGUCUGCGCCGUCGUCUACGCGGCAUACCAGUUCCCAUCCUUCGAGGACAUCGUAUCUUUGCUGGGGUCUCUGACCUCCAAUUUCCUAGUGUUCAUGCUGCCUCUCGUCCUGCACCAUUUGACAUUCCCUUCCACAAGCUACUCCCGCACUGCUCUACACGCUCUCAUUUUCCUGCUGUCGCUCGCAGUCCUGGCUGUUGGUUCGUCGGCGGCGAUUAGUAACCUUGCCUCGGGCUGACCCUCAGAUGGCCCCGAAAGAAUUAGAAAUUGUCAUGCAAGCCAUGCCGACGAGUCGCCAGGGGCAAGUCAUCCCAAACAAGGAAUAUGUUGCCUUCUCCCUCGUCUGUCUGCUUAAUCGGGGCCCUUACGAGUGGUUUGAUAGGUAGCAGUUGGCGCUAGCGGUGGCCCCCCGUCGACUUGAGUGUGUUUGCGACUUGCUCUCUCUCUUGUUCCCCUUCAACACUGUUCGCGCGUUCCAGAGGGGCCCCCCAUCGGACUUGACGUUUGCGAGACAUCAAAG
This is a messenger RNA of Prorocentrum cordatum, 1986 nucleotides long. The record is from the annotation of a GenBank genome assembly. Lineage: Eukaryota; Dinophyceae; Prorocentrales; Prorocentraceae.